CCUGAGUUUUUUAUCCUGCGCGCGGACUGUUAGGGGCACUCUCAACGGGGUUCUCCAGCAGAUCAGCGCAUUCAUCCGCAAAGAUCAGCCGGUUUCUCGCAUUCUCUCAUCGGGUGCCUGACUCGUGUUUUCCGACUUUUGGGGAACAUUUAUUGCUUUCUGCAUGUUUGUUCUUCGGGACUCUAGGAAGGCGUUGGACGCAUAAUAAUUCACGACCUUUUUUUGGUUACCAUGCCCGAGCUUCCGCGCAUCGUAAUACUCCGCGGGUUCCAGCGGGGAGUCGACUGGAAACCAACGCAGCUGGCUGAUCACGUCCCUUCCACGCUGCAUGCUUGUAGCCUGUGCGGUGGUGUGCAGCGGACUACGACUGUGCUGCCUUGCUUGCACGCAUUUUGCAGCAAUUGCCUACAAGCGAGCGAGGGCGCAUCUUACGGCUGUGAAACCCGCUGCGUGUUGGACGGCAGGUCAUUUGUUCCCGAGGAAGAUGUGGUUCGUAAGGAAUGUUCUGCACAAGAUGCUGCGUCGCUCAAGGUGAUGUGCUGGAACGCGUGCUAUGGCUGUGAUUUUACGGGACCAGUAUCUCAUUUACCGGAGCACUUCGAGGAGAACUGCUCGUUUCAUCCAGCCGUCUGUCCUCGGUGCAAAGUGACCAUGCUUCUAACGGACCUGCCGGGCCAUUAUCGACGUGGCUGCAUGCCGCCUCUUGAACGGAGUGAGCUGAGACACUGGGAUGCGCAAAGCAGCACUCCUACAGCACACAGUACUUGGCACGAGGAUGUCACGCUAACAGCUCAUGACACACUAGUGGGCCUGGAAUCAAGGAUGAAUGAGCUCGUCGAGCAUGUGAGAAACCUGGAUACCAAAUCUACACUUAUGAGCUUGAGCCUGAGUGAAGCGACAGACUUUCUUCGGCAAAUGGCUUCGACACACUCCUCUACCGUCAUUUGUAAAACUAACCCUAUGUCUCCAGAACUGACGACUUUACCAACCGAUUCGCAAGAGAAUAAGCGCAUUGGCGUAUCGGAAAGAAGCACAACAGAAGGCGCAGAUGGAUCUGUAGACUCCGCAAUUGAUACUUCUGCAGGAGCUGGUCGCCUUUCGUUAGCACAGCAAAAGAUAAAUACACAGGUAUUGCCUGAGGCCGUCUGUUAUCCGCCUACUGUGCGUCGACCAUUCAGGAGACAAACGACGCAGUUGACUCACUACCUGUCGGAGCAACACGGUGACGAGAGAGAGAAGCGAGCCUUUCUGGUGAUGUUCCAGAGGACAAAGCCAGUACCUUCCGGUUCGGCUUCCGACUUCUUACCAUUUUAUGACCUACUUAAACGUGGAAUAGAACUAUCUAUUCCAGAAACGUGGACAGCUAAAGUGGUGUUAGAUGGCAACGAAGACUGCCACGUAAAAAUCGUCAUACUGGAAGAGAACGCGGCGCUGGACGUUUACGCCAAAGUUGAAGAGCGGCGGAAAACUUUCAACCCUUGGAAGGUGGAGUCUGUACGGUUGGCACAUCCAACCGAGAAUACCUCUUCCUCAUCCUCCACUGUAAAUCGUCUGUUUAAACCUACAUGGACACAUUCCAGAGCUGCUCGUCUGAGGUUCCAGGCAAGCGGGUACGGAUUCUAUGGAUCCAACAGGUUUGAAGCCAUGUGUCGGCGAGGUUUUGUUUUGGGCAACGACACCGUGACAUUCUGCGUAACGCUCAUGCGCAAAUGGAAUGCUCCCGGAGAAUUCAACACGGGAGAAGGAACAUCCAGCUCAACGGCGCCAGUCACAUCAGAUGAAACGUAGCCUAUUUUCUUCGGUCGUUUGAAGCAUUUUAUAUCUUACUCCUGUCAUGUUUCUACUAAAAAUAUGUUUAUAUACUGUU
Messenger RNA from Dermacentor andersoni, 1867 nucleotides. RefSeq lists its product as uncharacterized. Gene Ontology annotation, molecular function: tumor necrosis factor receptor binding. Gene Ontology annotation, cellular component: plasma membrane signaling receptor complex; cytoplasmic side of plasma membrane. Lineage: Eukaryota; Metazoa; Arthropoda; Arachnida; Ixodida; Ixodidae. The record is from RefSeq and is a predicted model, not a curated record. Gene Ontology annotation, biological process: regulation of canonical NF-kappaB signal transduction.